AUGGUCAAGUACAAUCAGACCUCGCCUCCUGUACAUCAUCAACCUCACGGAGGUGCAUAUACUCCUGGAAGCUCCGUUGUUUCCUACCAGAACCAGCCAUACACUCAUCCCUAUCAACAAGCUGUGUCUCCGCCUACAAGCCCUCUAUCAGCGCAGUCAACUGGUUACGUGACGUCCCCUCUCUCACAUCAUCCAAGUCAACAAAACACUAUGCAGCAGUACCAACAGCCCAUUGCCUACAAUGGUCAGCAAAGCGUCGUCUAUCAACAACAGGGCUCGGGCAGUGGUCAGCAGGAAAGCCCAAUGCAGAACAAAAGUGCCACUGCCCCCGUGACUACCACGGCUCUCAACACCACGAGCAGCAACCAGAUUGAGAAAGAACGAGCGGAAAAGGAGUUCCCUGUCAAACUCAAAGGAAGCAAGCACUUCUUCGAGCCUCGCUCCAUCUACCGUUGGCGCAACCCAGUUCUGUACCAGAAGCCUGGGUACAACUACACCAACAAUGAAGUCAAGAUAAGACAUCGCGACUACGCUGGCCGUGUCGAAUACAAGACUCGCUCGGAUCGGUAUCUCCAUCCCAACGAUGGUCAUCUUCGCAACAUGUACGUAGCAUGCGUCGAUGACAUUUUCGAAGGACCCGGUACUUCCACUUGGAAGAGGACUUAUGUCCGCAAGGUUGCGCCCCUCAAGGUGCGAAUCGCGACGUGGAUCAUCGACUUUAGCUAUGAUCCGCAGAGCUGGGAGGAUUGGGGUAUCAUGGUGUUGAGGACCUUUCCUGCGGCAAUUGCCAUGAUGCUUGUUUUCUGGGAAGGCAAGCCAAAUGUCAUCAGGCGGAAGCUCUACUAUGCCCCCGUUCUCUAUAAGUACCAUGGCGAUGCUAAAGUAUGGAGCAACCUCUACGAGAACCGAAAGGGUCUCUCCCUCAUGGCUCGCAACAAUACCAUCUAUCGCAUGCUGCGACCUCGCUAUCUAUGCUUCCUUCGAGAGGCCUUCAACGAUGAGAUCAGAGGCGUUGAUGUCCGUAGCGUAGAGGAGUGGGAGAAUAGCGAUGGCCAAGAUGUCAACCUUUCCUAUUUGUUCGUCGCCUACUCCACAGAGCAUUUCAGCCAUAACUCCCAGGAGGACAUGACGGCUCUUCAUCACAUUGCCGAGACUGCUUGUCGUGCAGCGAAGCUACCUGCGUACUGGAUCGCUUGUAGUUGCAUGCGCGAUGAGAAUGAACUCGAGUCUGAUGUUUAUCGUAUCUCUGAUGUUCUCCGUGGCUCAGACAGAAUGGUCAUCGCCGUUGGAAGAGGCAAAGGGUCCAGGGCCGGAUCUUCAGGCAAAGCAAAUACUGAGACCCUCCUCCGCGAAUGGGGUAGCCGAAUGUGGACAUUCCCAGAGGUACUCCUCAGUCCAGGACGUACCAUCUCAAUUUACACCAGGGAUGGCAACCUCCAGUCACCCAUGGUGGUUGCCAAGAACCAGUUUGCUGCUCAAGUCUGGACAUAUAUGGACUCUGAUGUGGCUCGCCACCUUAUUGACCACUACCUUGGCUCCAUCAGCCUGAGUCGUCUUGAACAGGCUGUUCUCGCACUCAAGUGUCUGUACAGUCGCCAUACAACCGAAUAUCUCGCAGGUGACCAGGCAUAUGCGCUCAUGGGUCUCUUGAGACUUCGACCCCAGGUUGACAGAACCGACACUGCCUUCCAGGCUUUCUCUAGAUUGUCUCUGGCAAAUGACUCGGAUCAACUGCUUGAGCGUUACAUCUGCACCCUUCCCCUAUCACUUGAACAGCCGUGGUAUGACAUGCAAGAUGCAUACGAGUCCUCCCUUUGGGACAUCACACCCUACUGUCAAGUUGCCGGCAUCUCUGAUAACGACACCAUUAUCAUCGACGGCGCAUGGGGCAUUUCUAUCCGCUGGAAGGCAUUUUAUCCAGUGUACUGGUCUACAGGCCCAUCGUGGAAGAGAUGGUUCUCCGAACUCGCGGUCGAAUGGAAUGGAGGUUUCUUCAUCGCUGCCGUCUCCCUCCUCGCUGCUGGUGCUCCUUUAGGUUCAUAUGGGGCAUCCUAUAUCAUCCCCGGUGUCCUGUUUCUCCUUCUGUUCCUGUACAUCUGGAUGAUCACGCCAAACUUGGUCCGUGUUAUCUACAGUGGCAAGUUUGCCGCCACUCAGGCUGAGAUGUUUGGGUUUGAAGGCCACCUCAACGCCCCCACCAUUGAGCGAUCCAUCUUUGGUGGCGCUUUUGGUCGCCUGGCUUGGUCCACGAGCGGAAGUCUUCUUAGUCGUAGCGUGAUUAAUGAGUUUGGUGAGCGUGUCGGAAUUGAUCCAUGCAGAGAUCCUGAGGUCAGGAUGAAGGUUGAGCGAGCCAAGCAAGCUCGUCCGGGUGAGAUGAGGAUCUUCACCCUUGUUGACACAUACAACAUGGAAAUGACCUUGUUCGAAGCCGUCAGGCCACCUGUCACUCUCAUGUUCUGCGCUUCUGAAGGUGGAAUGCAACGAGCCAUUGGAUGCUCGUAUGAGUGGGAGACGCAAACCAUGUAUCGCGAGACGGUUCUUCGAAUGCCCACGACUGCUUUGAACCGUAUGGAUCGUGUUCCCCGGUUCCGCAUGGGCAUUCAGAGACCACAACACCCAUCCGCUCCGUACACUGGCGCUGUUUAA
Molecule: messenger RNA, 2646 nt
Organism: Fusarium graminearum PH-1
Lineage: Eukaryota; Fungi; Ascomycota; Sordariomycetes; Hypocreales; Nectriaceae
Exons: 8
Coding region: 1-2646 (881 amino acids)
Source: RefSeq, a predicted model, not a curated record